Messenger RNA from Sus scrofa (pig), 5077 nucleotides. It is a transcript of the gene ADGRF2, whose product is annotated as adhesion G-protein coupled receptor F2. NCBI's taxonomy places the organism in Eukaryota, Metazoa, Chordata, Mammalia, Artiodactyla, Suidae. Gene Ontology annotation, biological process: adenylate cyclase-activating G protein-coupled receptor signaling pathway; cell surface receptor signaling pathway. Gene Ontology annotation, molecular function: G protein-coupled receptor activity. The record is from RefSeq and is a predicted model, not a curated record. Gene Ontology annotation, cellular component: membrane.
GGCUCCUGCAAGUGGGGCUGGCUGCCUGUGCUGGGCCAGGGCCAAGCCUGGGGAGGCACCAUUCGGAGCUAAACUGACAGCUCAGGGACACGGGAGCCCAGCCUGCUGAUCUGCUGCAAGAUUCGGCAAAAGAAAGCCGCUGACACCUGCUUCUCCAGCCGCCAAGGAAUGGAGCAACUUUGCCAGUGACCCUACCUUUGGCUAGCCACAAAGCAAGAAGGGCAGCUGUGCAGAAGAGGAUGACUGAGAUGCUCUUGCUGUACUUCUUCGUGUUUCUUUUGCCCACAGAGUCCAGUAGGACAUUAUGCCAGGCUGCCAGCCAGAACACGGAGCAGGUGUCUCCCGGGCCACAUGGUGCUUGCGAUGGUACUUGUGUGGACAAUGACUACUGCAGCCAACAUUGCCCUCCAGAAUUUCAGGGGCAUAUGAAGUUUUCAUGCCAGCAGAAGAGAUGGCACAAAAUCACUGAUACCUGCCGGACCCUUAAUGCCCACAACAUCUUCGAGGAUAAAAAUUCCUUUCAAAUGUUUGCUGAAACGAAAGAAGAUGACAAUAACACGGGGACCAUUACAGAUUUGUUGAUGCAAAAGUGCCCCGAGAAUCUGUCCUGUGUGAUCAAUGGCAUUCAGAAAUCUCCCCGGAUCCCGGGAAACAUCGCUUUUAUCGUGGAGCUCUUACACAACAUCUCGGCUGUGCUGACAAAUGUUGACGAGGCAAAGAUGCAGAGUUACAGCACCAUGGCCAACCACAUUCUCAACAGCACAAGCAUCUCUAACUGGACCUUCAUCCCUGACAGAAACAGCAGCAGUAUCCUGCUGCACUCAAUCAAUUCCUUUGCCAGAAAUCUGUCUAUAAAUAAGCAGCACAUGGACAUAACGGAUGAGUUCAUUCACACAAUGGGCGCCAUCAUUUCCGGAGACACCCCUGGAAAGAAUUUCAGUUUUUCCAUGCGAAUCAACGAGACCAGCCACAAGGUCAUGGGGAGGGUGUUGAUCAGUGGAGAUGAACUUGAGAAAGCGCUUCCUCCUUCUCAAGCCAGCAGCGCCAUCAGCAUUGCGUUUCCAACGCUUGGGGCCAUCUUUGAAGCCAGUGCUCAUGAAAACGCCACCGUGAACGGACUUGUCCUGUCUGUCAUUCUGCCCCAGGAACUAAAAAGAAUCUCACUGAUUUUUGAAAAGAUCAGCAAGUCGGAGGAGAGGCGGGCACAGUGUGUGGGCUGGCAUUCCCUGGAGAGCAGAUGGGACCAGAAGGCCUGUCAAAUGACUCAGGAAAACUCCCAGCAAGCGGUUUGCUCAUGUCAGCCAAGCGAGCUGUUUACCUCUUUCUCAAUCCUGAUGGCGCCCCACCUCUUGGAGAGCCCGAUCUUGAGUUACAUCACGUACAUAGGCCUGGGAGUUUCUAUUUUCAGCUUGGUCAUUUGCUUGUGCAUCGAGGCCUUGGUCUGGGCCCAAGUGACCAAGACAGAGAUCUCGUAUUUGCGCCACGUGUGUGUGGUUAACAUCGCGGCCACCUUGCUGACGGCCAACGUGUGGUUCAUCGUGGCUUCCUUUCUCAGUGGUCCAAUGAGGCAGCACGGGGCAUGUGUGGCGGCGACCUUUUUUGUUCACUUCUUCUACCUUUCUGUGUUUUUCUGGAUGCUUGCCAAGGCUCUCCUCAUCCUCUACGGAAUCCUGAUUGUCUUCCAUACGCUGCCCAAGUUGGGCCUGGUGGCAUCAUUCUUUGCAUUGGGCUAUGGGUGCCCUUUGGUCAUUGCUGGUAUCACGGUCGCUGCCACUGAGCCUGGCAAAGGCUACCUCCGGCCUGAUGCCUGUUGGCUUAACUGGGACACGAGCAAGGCCCUCCUGGCUUUUGUGGUCCCGGCGCUGGCCAUCGUGGUGGUCAACCUCGUCACCGUCGCACUGGUGACCGUCAAGACCCGGCAGACCACCGUCGGCAAGUCCAUGUUCCGGGAGGUGAGGGCCAUCGUGAGGAUCAGCAAGAACAUCGCCAUCCUCACGCCGCUGCUGGGGCUGACCUGGGGAUUCGGGUUAGCCAUGGUCCUCGAUGGUGGCUCCCUGGCCUUGCACAUCAUCUUCUCCCUGCUCAACUCCUUCCAGGGCCUCUUCAUUUUGGUGUUUGGAACAAUCCUGGAUCGGAAGAUAAGAGAAGCCUUAAUUGGUCGAAUAACCUCUGCAAAAUGGAUCUCCAGACCAUCAGAGAACCUUCCUACUGAUUUCUCUCCUAACCUCACCAAAGGGUCAAGCUAACACCCCAGGCAACUCUCCGAACUUGGGAGGUCCUACGUGCCAGAAGUGGCAGAGCUCCCAGGGGAAAUAUGCUGAUCCCUGCUUUUCUUACCUCUGGGGAGUGUGAAGGAAGCCCCCCACUCCAUGGUGCUGAUGGAGGAAGGCAUGAAGGGCGGAGGGAAUGGCAGGCUCCUCUGCCUAAGCUGUUCUGUGCUAUUAGUGUUUCUCCCGCAUCCACUGUCAAGGUCUAUAUAUGCCAUGCUGGGGGUGUGUGUGUGUGUAUGCCAAGGGCAAAGCAGAAUCUUGGUCUUGUUGGGGCCUCCAGAUCCAUGCUGUUGGAUCACAUUUAUCCUGAAGACAAGAACUUUGGUUCCUCUUGGGCAUGGUGGCCUGGGAUGUCACCUGGCUGGAUUCCAUGGGAAGCUGAGGGAGGGCCCUCGGUGAAUCAUCACCCACAGUUGGGCUGACUCUAAGUAGGUCAUUUCUGGUUCUUUGGACGAAAGGAAUCCAACUGCCAGAGUGUUCCACCCUUCCAAAUUGAAAUUGAUGACACGGUCAGCCUGGCUUGGGCUCAGGUGCAACUUCUUUGGCCGUGAGCUAAGUGAAAAGCCUAGAGCUUUUGAACCAGAAAGAUGUUGAUUUUCAGUUAAGGAGACUGAAGCCUGGAGUGAUGGGGUGAUGGCUAAUCAAGGCUUGAGCCAGAGGUAGAAAGUCAAGUGCGCCGUCUCCCAAUCCUGGCCUUUCUCUGCAAGACGAUGGAAUCCCCAAGGGCCUCUCUGCCUCCUCUAAGUAAGAUUAACCCUCACCAGCAAUGUGGUGUCUUGAGACCUGGGGUGAGGGAGGUGAACUGUAUUUCAAGUAGAAAGCUACUCAUUUUCUUCAUCUUGGAUGUAGACAAGUUCAACAAUCAUAUCAUGAGCUACUGAUAGGAGAACAGUAUUAUAGGUCAAAACCCUUCUAGAAAAAAAAGAGAAUUCACUCCUUUAUAAAACAAGCACAAAGGCAGAUGCAGCAAAAGAAAAUCAGUCGGUAAAAGGGGGUGAUAAGUAGCCCCUAAUUAUCAUUACCAAGAAGCCAGUAUUAAUGAGGUUACACUACAAAUGGGAAUGUGAGACUCUGUGAAUGAGUGGCCUCUCUCUCUCUUUUUAUAACAACAACAAAAAAUCUCCAAGUAAGGCAGUUUGAGAAACCAAAAACCUAAUAAAGAGGUCAAUCAGAAGGUAGAAAAAUACACCAACUCGGAGGAUGAGUCCUCUUUUGGUGGCAUUUUGCUCAUCCUGGGACAACCCUUGCAUCCUUUUCAGAUGAAGUCAGAAAGGAGGUGUAAUUUGGCAUUUCCCAGCAUCUCUCCAGGGGCUUUUUAAGGGGAGGGGAUGGGUGGAGCCAGUCUUGAUUGUCUCUGCAGAGAUUUCAAUGCAAGGAAAUGGCACUGACCCCAAAUCAGCAGAUUGAAGUGAGGAUGGAUGCUCAUGAAGCUAAAUGGUUAUAGGAUUAGAGAUCUGAAAAAACUUUAGAAAAGACUGACUCUGAUUGCCUUGUUUUACAGAUAGGAACUCUGAGCAUGAGAGAGAGAGAGAGAAAGGGAGAGAGAGACAGAGACAGAGACAAUGAGAGAGAGACAGAGACAGAGACAAUGAGAGAGAGACAGAGACAGAGAGAAAGAGCCAGAGACAGAGAGACAGAGGACAGAGACAAAGAGAUAGAGAGACAGACAGAGAGACAGAGAGCCAGAGAGAGACUGGCCUUUCAUCUGCAUUGUGCAUUGAGCCGUCACAUCUACUACGAAAACACACUCUACCCAGAGGUACUCACUCCCUAAGAGAGGAUGGCAGGAAAGACACUAUAUUGGGAUGAUUAUUAGUUAUGAAAGGCUCAAGGAUGCUAACACAGAAACUCUGGGAUUAUUUGGGACUUCCUGGAAGAAGCUGUGCCCUCUCCCUUGAAGAAGUCUGCCCAUCCUGAAAGAAGUCAGGCUGCCUGUGGAUGACCCAGGGUGGCGACCCACACAACAUCCCGAGGAAGUGACUUGGUCAGGAGGCUCACGGAGAAAUCAGCGCUAACCAUGUCUAAGGCAGAUUCUUGGGUAGAGCACUUCAUAUGUGACAAUCCUUGGGAGAGUGAUUUAAAUCCUGGGAAUUCGGUUGCCCCCGCUAGAAAUUGAGGAGACUAGCACCUACCUCAUAGGGUUGUUACAAAGAUUAAAUGAUUGAAUGUGGGCAAAAUACUUAGACUAGUACUUGGCAAAUCAUAAUUGGCCAUUACGAUGUUGGCUGUUUUUCUUAGAGGACCUGUGAAUUCUUGCACACACACACACCCAAGCAAGCACACAGCCAUGGCUGCCGCGUGAAUUUGGAUGAGACUCUUUGAUGACAUCUAAAUAAGUGUUAAGCAUGGGAUCCAGUCUGUUUCACAUCAGAGCUCAACCAGCAAAAUCUGCUGAACGAUCUUUUCAUGCAAUGUCACCAGAGUUGUGAUAUGCAGUUCCCUGCCCCGGAAAGAGUAUACAUCAUAGAGGAUACAUACAUACGUACAUUGGAGGCACCCUGUCAGGUCAGAAUUCUGAGUCACUUUUUGCCUGCUCUGUGAAGACAUCCUCAUCAUUUCAACCGGAAGCUCUGAUACUCCCCACCUAAUUUCCUAUAAUAUUUAUCAUCUGUGCCAUCACUUUAUAGUGUUUAUUGUGUAAUAGUGUUUAUUUACUUUUAGCCUUUUUACUUUUAGCAUAUAUUUUCUUUGCCAGAUGAGACUUGAAACUCUGGGGACAAGAUCACUCACUUUUGUAUGUCCAAAGAGCAGAGUGAGCUGCUCUGCCAUAGAAUAUAUUCAAUAAAAUCCUUGAUUAUGCAACCAAA